Messenger RNA from Microthlaspi erraticum, 294 nucleotides. Lineage: Eukaryota; Viridiplantae; Streptophyta; Magnoliopsida; Brassicales; Brassicaceae. The record is from the annotation of a GenBank genome assembly.
AUGAGCACUGCAAUUACAGCAACCGCCGACGUCACCUCGACUCUUCUAAAAGGACAGAUGAGCAUUGCUUCCUCACUUGAGCUAAUUCUGCCUCAGUCCGAAGCAAGGUUUAACGUUCUUCAGUUUCAGUACCUUAUAAUCCUUGCAGCCAAAGAUCAUCCGCCUAGGAUGUUCGUCCGUAUGGUCCAUCAUUUUCAGUGGAGUCACGAAACCAGAGUAGCAUCUGGUUGUUAUUCCAACGCUUAUAUCUCGACUGGCAUGAGAACUCACAUCUUCUUCAUCGUUACUGACUAG